Cadophora gregata is the source of this 372-nucleotide messenger RNA. RefSeq lists its product as uncharacterized. Bases 1 to 372 code for a protein of 123 amino acids. NCBI's taxonomy places the organism in Eukaryota, Fungi, Ascomycota, Leotiomycetes, Helotiales, Ploettnerulaceae. The transcript has a single exon. The record is from RefSeq and is a predicted model, not a curated record.
AUGACGCGAACUGCUGCUCGAUUCAUCUUCUGUUCAAACCUGAAUGAGUGGGUACCUGUUUUCGGAGGCACCCACUGCAGGCAACCUUCCUUCGACGUUUUGACAGCUACUGCCCAUCAAGUGCAGGAUGAACUCAUCGCCAGACGGCUCAGAAGUACGCAGAUCUUGGAAGAGUACUAUGGAGCCAUAAAUACCUACAAUGAAUAUCUUAACGCAGUAUACACCCUUGCCCCAGGUGCAAUGAAGCGCGCUCAAGAGAUGGAUGUGAAAAGAUCCAAUGGGGAGUUUCUUGGACCUUUGCAUGGAAUGCCUAUCCUUGUCAAGGUACCUGUCAUCAAAAACAAUACAUAUCAGACACUCACCAUCAGUUAG